CCAUACCUAGUUGGGAAAAAGCCGUCAAAUCAUCGUCGUUCAUCAUUCAAGCAACAAAUUGACCAAACUUUUUGCCUUUUAAUAGCUUAAAUUACGAAUUAAAACUUUAAAAUGAGUACUAUUGGCACCGGUUAUGAUUUGUCGGCCUCGCAGUUCUCGCCAGACGGUCGAGUUUUCCAGAUCGAUUAUGCCUCGAAGGCGGUAGAGAAAAGCGGAACCGUUGUCGGGAUCCGCGGCAAGGACGCCGUAGUGCUGGCCGUGGAGAAGGUCAUCACCAGCAAGCUGUACGAGCCGGACGCCGGCGGACGCAUUUUCACCAUCGAGAAGAACAUAGGUAUGGCUGUGGCAGGCUUGGCGGCCGAUGGCAACUAUGUCGCGGACAUUGCCCGCCAGGAAGCGGCCAACUUCCGUCAGCAGUUCCAGCACGGCAUUCCGCUGAAACACCUGUGUGAGCGCGUCUCCGCCUAUGUGCACGCAUACACUUUGUACAGCGCCGUCCGUCCCUUCGGUCUCUCUAUAAUCUUUGCAUCGUGGGACGAGGUGGAAGGGCCACAGCUUUACAAGAUCGAGCCAUCUGGCUCCUUUUUCGGCUACUACGCCUGCGCCAGCGGCAAGGCAAAGCCUCAGGCCAAGACCGAGAUGGAGAAGCUCAAGACGGACAUGAAAACUGAGGAUCUCGUAAAGAGUGCCGGUGAAAUCAUUUACAAGGUCCACGACGAGUUGAAGGACAAGGACUUCCGUUUUGAAAUGGGCAUCGUGGGCAAGUGCACGGAUGGCAUACACCUGAUCAAUCCCACCGAACUGACUGAAAAGGCGCGCAGUGCCGGAGAAGCCGCUAACAAGGAGGAUGACAGCGAUAAUGAGACGCAUUAAUUCGCUUGUGGCAGGGAAUCAAAUUCUGGGCCUAAAUAUAAUGCAUUAAUUUUAUAAAUUCCCCUCAACCGCAAAAUAAAACAAAUC
Drosophila serrata is the source of this 960-nucleotide messenger RNA. It is a transcript of the gene Prosalpha7, whose product is annotated as proteasome alpha7 subunit. Lineage: Eukaryota; Metazoa; Arthropoda; Insecta; Diptera; Drosophilidae. Gene Ontology annotation, biological process: ubiquitin-dependent protein catabolic process. The record is from RefSeq and is a predicted model, not a curated record. Gene Ontology annotation, cellular component: proteasome core complex; proteasome core complex, alpha-subunit complex.